UAAUAUAAAUUUAGAUUAAGAUUUUAGACGCAGUUGCUAGUGAAUACAGAAUAGUGAUUAUAAAUGAUUCAUGUUUAUUGUUCUGCGAUUUUCAUAAAAGAAAUUUUUCGCUUACCCAUCUWACAAUAAUUUUUUUUAAAUAUUGAUUAUUCAUCGUUUUUAUUACAAUCAGCAUUUGUAUUAACAUACUGUCAACUGUAAAACGAAUAACUUGCCAGUUUACAUACUAGUAUUUUUUUAAUUAAAAAAAGAAAACAUGGCACCAUCAGCUGCAGUGAGCAAGAGAGAUGAUGGUCCAUCAACAUCCGAAGAUUUCGAUUUAGAUAAGACAGCCGAAGAGGCGAAAUCUUUGAUUGAGAAAGUCAUCAGAGACGUUGGCAAAAAGUCUGCAACCAGACAAUUGCUUUUUGGUUCAGCGUCUGGAUGGGCGACCGGUUUUAUUAUGAUGAAAUURGGUAAAGCUGCUGCAUUCACAGUCGGAAGUGGCAUAUUAGCUCUACAACUAGCCAAUUCGAGUGGUUAUAUAAAAAUUAAUUGGGAUAAAUUGACCAGAGGUGUUGAAAGAGUGGCUGAACAAGUCGAAGACAGUACAAGUGACAAGAAACAAGGAUUAUUGAAAAAGGUGGGGCGCUUUGUUGACAAGAAACUUGAUAAGGCUGAGGAUUUAUUAAGGAAGAAAGAACGCAAAGCUAAACGUUGGUUUAACCGUAUAUCUGGUGAUGAGGAUGAGUUUAUUUUUGAAGAGAUUCAUGUAUUCUUAGCAUCUUACUUAGUUGGCCUUGUACUUGGAAUUUCUUGUGGCAUUGUUGCUCGUUGAAACGGUCAUUAAACAGUUCAUAUUCAUUAACAUACAUAUUUAAAAAUAAAAUCGUUUUWUUAAAUGUUUACAUGUAUAUAGCAAAUCACUACUACUAAUAGUUCCAUAUUUAACACUUAUUUCAUUAAUUUACAUAAUUGAUAAUUAUAUUGUAUUAUCAUCAUAUUAUUUAGUUUAAGUACUAUUUUGAUACUAGUCAGUUYGAAAUGAGUUGUUCCGUUCAUUUGUAUAAUGGUUUGUGAUCAAAUAAAUUAUGAA
Messenger RNA from Diuraphis noxia (Russian wheat aphid), 1075 nucleotides. Its product is annotated as FUN14 domain-containing protein 1-like. NCBI's taxonomy places the organism in Eukaryota, Metazoa, Arthropoda, Insecta, Hemiptera, Aphididae. Gene Ontology annotation, biological process: autophagy of mitochondrion. Gene Ontology annotation, cellular component: mitochondrial outer membrane. The record is from RefSeq and is a predicted model, not a curated record.